Vigna umbellata (rice bean) is the source of this 2117-nucleotide messenger RNA. RefSeq names its product NADPH-dependent aldehyde reductase 1, chloroplastic-like. NCBI's taxonomy places the organism in Eukaryota, Viridiplantae, Streptophyta, Magnoliopsida, Fabales, Fabaceae. The record is from RefSeq and is a predicted model, not a curated record. Gene Ontology annotation, molecular function: oxidoreductase activity.
CACUAGACAAAACAUGUGUAUUAGUAUGUGUAUCCAUCAAUUUGCAUUCCAUAAUCACAAACGUACCCUACGUUCCUAACACUUUCUUCAACAAGGACAACGUUAUAAAGCAUCCUUUCACCUAAGGACUACACCACACAGUUUUCGACCAUCUUUUAGAUUCUCAAAAUUGAAGCUCUUUUACGAGAGAGAAUGGCUUCUGGUAAACAGAACUUCCCCCCUCAGAAGCAAGACACACAACCUGGCAAAGAGUAUCUGAUGAAUCCACCACCCCAAUAUAGCAGUCCAGAUUACAGACCAUCAAAUAAACUUCAAGGGAAGGUAGCUGUAGUAACUGGAGGUGACUCUGGAAUUGGCAGAGCCGUAUGUAACUUGUUUUCGUUGGAGGGUGCUACUGUUAUCUUCACCUAUGUGAAGGAACAGGAAGACAUAGAUGCCAAAGACACACUUGAAAUUAUCAGAAAAGCUAAGACUGCAGAUGCCAAAGAUCCAAUGGCUAUAGCUGUGGAUGUGGGUUAUGAAGUCAACUGCAAAAGAGUGGUGGAUGAGGUGGUAGAUGCUUAUGGUCGCAUUGACAUUUUGGUCAACAAUGCAGCCGAGCAAUAUGAGAGUGAAUCAUUGGAAGAGAUCGAUGAAACUAGACUCGAGAGAGUGUUUCGAACUAAUAUAUUUUCUCAUUUCUUCAUGACCAAGCAUGCUGUGAAGCACAUGAAGGAAGGAAGCAGCAUUAUCAACACAACAUCAGUGAAUGCAUACAGGGGACAUGCAACGCUGGUGGAUUACACGUCCACAAAGGGAGCCAUUGUGGCGUUUACGAGGGCCUUAGCACUUCAGCUUGUGAGUAAGGGAAUAAGAGUGAAUGGGGUUGCACCUGGACCGAUUUGGACUCCAUUAGUAGUAGCAACUAUGAAGGUGGAAGAAAUUGUUGAAUUUGGUUCAGAAACACCAAUGAAAAGAGCAGGCCAACCUAUUGAAGUUGCUCCAUCUUAUGUCUUUCUUGCUAGCAACCAAUGCUCCUCUUACAUAACUGGCCAAGUUCUCCACCCCAAUGGUGGAACCAUUGUGAAUGCUUGAUGAGUUUUUCCAAAGAUAAUUGAUUCUCAUUAAUAGAGGUUGGUGUACGUUACAUUGACAAUCUCUGGGGAGUUAAUGUGAAGGGAAGAAUUUACAUGUUUGGAUGAAGAUUGUAGUUGAAAGUAAGCCAUGUUUUGCUAUGAAACAUAUAGUGUAAAACUAAUAAAAAUGCUACUUGAAAUUGAGUGUAAGACUAUCUAUUGUAAUGUGGACAGAUGUGGUCAUUGUAGAGCUCAAUUUCUCCGUAAUGAUUGUCUUAGCCACCAACUGCCAUUUUGUCAAAAUUCUGUUCGUAAUUAUUUUACUGAACAAAAUUAAGCGUGAUUAUGAAUAAUAAAAGUGUGUUUAUGAAACUUCCUAUCACGUGAAACUCUCAAUUGGCUUAUUCAUCCAAGAAAAUAAAUCAAGUGAACUAGGCAAUGUAAAAUCAUGAAAAUUCAAUAUAUUUAUCCUCAUAACUACAGUAAGAGUAUUUUUAUACUUUACACAUCCUAUAGAUGUAACGUAAGUAACUUCUACGAAGAGUAAAAUAAUCAUUUUAAAAAUUGAGGAAACACUUACUAGUUAUGGGAACGCAGGAAGAAAAGAACACUUCUGUAAUUAAGAAAGUAUCCUCAUUCAUUUCCAUAUUUUCAACUCCUUUUAUGUAAAGGAUGUACUAUUUUUAUUAAGGGUCAAGAAAAUGGAUCCGAUUCAUCUCUCACGAGUCUAGCAAUAUAACUGGAUUCAAUAUCCAGACACAAAAAUGGCUUGGCUACUUAGUACGAAAAAGGGGUAAUUUGUACGUACUGUUCUGUUUUCAGUUCAUCCGGCAAUAUUCUCGAAGCAGUCCAGGUAAUUAGUAUCUGAGUCAGCCUUAUGACACUAAAACGUUUUCAUACAAUUUUUAAACCACAUCAGUAAGAUCACUUAAAGCGUGUGCGUGUGAAAGAGACGGACCUUGGAUACGAUACGUCACUCCACGAUCCCGCUGACUACCAUGUUCUUAAUCAAAUACGCGAAUUUAUAUCCGCCAAUUCCAUUCAGGAUUGAAUAAGAAACUG